Molecule: messenger RNA, 3327 nt
Organism: Colletotrichum orchidophilum
Lineage: Eukaryota; Fungi; Ascomycota; Sordariomycetes; Glomerellales; Glomerellaceae
Exons: 12
Coding region: 1-3327 (1108 amino acids)
Biological process (GO): carboxylic acid metabolic process
Molecular function (GO): carbon-carbon lyase activity; pyridoxal phosphate binding
Source: RefSeq, a predicted model, not a curated record
AUGGCGUCCAAGAACACGGCGUACAACACCAAGGCUACCCACGAAGAUGAGUCUCAUCAGAUCAUCUCGUCAUACUUCAUAGGCCCCCAAGCUGAGAACCUUUCGUACUUCAAGGAAAACAUCAGCAUCAUCUUGGAAGAGCUUGAGGGCGCGCGAAAGAGUUACUAUCCUGAAGAUGGCAAUUUUAUCGAUGAAAAGACACAGCAGACACCUGCCUUCCUUUCUUCCAUGGAAAAGCUCCAGAAUGCGGUUCGGAAGGCUUCCAACCUCUUGGGCAAGUCAAGCAUACCGUUCUGGUCCCCCCGUUAUGAAGCUCACAUGUGCACUGAUUUGAGCAUGCCUUCCAUGCUGGGGUACUUCAUGACGAUGCUUUACAAUCCAAACAAUGUCGCGUUUGAGGCCAGUCCGCUAUCAACACUGGCAGAGAUUGAAGUGGGAGAGCAGCUGUGCGAUCUCUUUGGCUAUAACAUAGACGAGGACAAAACUGGAGCUCCUACGUCUUGGGGCCACGUGACUUCACGUAACCUGAAGUUUUAUCCCCUCUCGCUUCGUAAGGCUUUCGGGAGUGGUGAGGCGCUCAAUUUCUUGUCGGAAGCAUUCAAAGUCGAGACUUGCAUGGGUGAAAUCAAGCUUUUCACUGAUUUAUCGACUUGGGAUCUACUGAACUUGAAGCCAUCUGAUAUUCUUGACCUCCCUGAUCGACUGUAUCAGGAGCAUGGAAUCUCAAACGCGUUUCUUUCCGACGUCAUGAAAAAGUUCACCAUUCAAUCCACUGGCAAGGAUGAACUUGAGAGAGUAUUCGGGCUGGAACUGCCAGGCCAGUACAUGCUGUCAAACACCAGGCAUUACUCUUGGCCAAAGGGUGCUGCGAUCAGUGGCUUGGGCUCUGAUAAUGUUGUUGGCAUUCCAGUGGAUGCGGCAGCGCGUCUAGAUUUGGGUGCGUUGGAGAAAGCAUUGCAACAGAGUCUUGACAACAAGCAACCCGUUUAUGGGGUCGUUGCUAUCGUGGGUUCCACUGAAGAGGGCGCCGUGGACUCUCUGAGUGGCGUUCUCGCCCUGCGCAAACAGUUCCAAGCCAAAGGCUUGUCUUUCGUGGUUCACGCCGAUGCGGCCUGGGGUGGGUAUUUUUGCUCCAUGCUGCCAAAGGACUAUCGCCCUGGAGAUGUCAUGAAUCUUCCCACUGACAUGGGUGCGGCUGAUGGGUUCGUGCCUGAUGCGACACUUCGCGCCAAGACUCAGGAGGAUCUAUUUGCCAUGCGGUUCGCCGACUCCAUUACUGUUGAUCCCCACAAAGCAGGAUACAUCCCCUACCCAGCUGGCGGUCUUUGUUACCGUGAUGGCCGUAUGCGAUUCUUGGUCACCUGGACAAGCCCUUAUCUGUCGCGAGGCUCAGUCACUAGCAUCGGCAUCUACGGUGUCGAAGGAAGUAAGCCCGGCGCCUCAGCAGUCUCUACGUGGUUGUCCAACAGGACAAUUGGUCUCGACUCAAAGGGCUAUGGUGCCUUGCUUGGAGAGGUCACUUGGACUUGCAGCAGGCUCUCCGCAGAAUGGGCAGCUUUGACAGAUUCCACCAGUCCUUUCGUCUGCGUGCCAUUUAACAUGCUUCCAUCUGAACUCGAGCCAAAUCCGACUGAGGAGAAGAUCGAGGCCGAAAAGGCACGCAUUCGAUGCGAAAUUGUCAAGAAGACGAACGCCUCCAUCAUUGCCGAAGAUGAAGAGAGACCAGAUGACGAGAAGGUCAUGAAGCUCCUCAGGAGUUUGGGUUCAGACCUGAACAUCAACGCUUUCGCGUUGAACUUCCGCUACGAGGAUGGGCGUUUGAAUGAUGACAUAGAAGAGGCCAACUACCUUAUGCAGAGAGUCAUUGAGGCUCUUUCUGUAGACAGCCCAGACGACGAUCCUACCAAGAUUCCCCUCUUCCUCACCUCCACCGAAUUUUCUGAUGAGUUGUACGGAGAAUGUAAGGCAAACUUCGUCAAGCGACUCGGUCUGGAGCAGAGUUCACAAGACUUGAUGGUGCUGCGAAACGUCGUUAUGUCUCCAUUCCCCACUGACGGCAACUUCACGAAUCAGCUCGCCGACAUUUUCUAUGAUGCCGUUGCGAAAGAAACUGAGACCGUCCGCAAGCGCAACACGCCGGCGCCGGAUUUUCACAGCUUCCUCAUUCAAGGGACGGAGGAGAUUUACCUCAUCCAUCUGCCCAUGUUCCAUGUGGCGAACCACCGACAGCAGCUAAUUGUCAAGGCGAGCUUUGACGAGAAGUCGAAGGCCAAGUACAUUGCCCUAAAGAGAUCGAACCCGUCGGAGCCGAUGCUGCUUGUAACUCAGCGCAAGGUCAUGGCCAAAGAUGUCAUCGAGCAGAAGGGGCAUUUCGAUGGUCAGAUCAUGACGAAGGAGUCCGGCAUUAUCCUCCAAGACGUCUGUGUUCAAUUGGGUAAGACUGUCGUUAGCCGCCCUUUGAACUCCAAGUAUCGUCUCGACAAAUAUCCGGAUACCUUCAUGCCAUUCUACCUCUAUGGGACUCCAAACGAAGCCAACAUUGACCACGUCAUUACCCGCGCGCCGAAUACGCAGCUUUCCGCGGGCCGCUGUAAGCUCAAGUUCUAUAAGAAGGUGGACGAUUCAAUCUGGAAGAAACCCUUGGUUCUACUUAUUGAGGACGUCCGCGAGGCGCCCAUGCAGCCAUUCCCGUCAAACAAUGAGAUCGGCAGCAAGAAUGCGGCCAUCGUGCCCCACGAAGACUUCUGUCGUGAGGAUGGCGCCAGAGAGAGUUGGAAGAGUGCUGAGCCUCAAAAUAACAAGAGCACGUCUUUGAAAGAUGGUUUCAAGAUUGAUGUCCCCGGCAUGUCGUUCUCGGUGUCAACCAAGGACAACGGGUUCCGUCCCAAAGGGUACGAUUCCCGAAGCUACGGUUUCCAAGGCUACAGUUCUCAAGGUCACGGUUCCACGAAAGAUGUCGACUGCCACGAUUGCGGCAACGGGAACGGUGGUUUCCGGAUUCACGAAGAGGAUGAGUCUCACAAACCUCACACAUCUGCAACGGUCGUCAACAGCGGGACAAGAAGUAGCUCCUCAAGAGGGUCAAGCUUUUUCUUCCGGCCAGGUGCAACUUUCAAAGUUGGAGUCUGGGAAGACGGUGACCGUUCAAACGCCAGCUCCAAUUAUGCAAGCUUUGAGCUGGGCGAGCUCGUUGGUCGAGGCGAGCUUACACUCGGGGAGAGCGUGUACGUCGACAGCGAAGCCAUAAACCUUGAUCCGUUCAAGAAGGUCGAGAAGGUGGCUGAGUGGCGCCGCGAGUUUGACAAGAUUGGUAAGGAGUUGGAUUAG